AUGGUUCUCAUCAAGAGCCUCGUGCUCGGUGCCCUCGCCGCCACCGUCGCAGCUAAAUCCGCCGUCAUCGAACUGCUCCCCUCCAACUUUGACGACAUCGUUCUCAAGUCCGGCAAGCCUACCCUUGUCGAAUUUUUCGCCCCGUGGUGCGGCCACUGCAAGAAGCUUGCACCCGUCUGGGAGGACCUUGCAAACACUUACGAGCAUGCCAAGGACAAGAUCCAGAUUGCAAAGGUCGACGCCGACGCCCAGCGUGAGCUUGGCAAGCGAUUCGGAAUCCAGGGUUUCCCUACUCUCAAGUUCUUCGAUGGAAAGAGCGCAAAGCCCCAGGAGUACAAGUCCGGCCGUGAUUUGGAGAGCUUGACCAACUACAUUGCUGAGAAGACUGGUGUUAAGCCUAAGAAGAAGCUUGAGAUGCCCAGCGAGGUUACGUACCUCAACGACGCUACCUUUUCCAAGACCGUUGGCGGUGACCAGCACGUUCUAGUCGCCUUUACUGCUCCCUGGUGUGGACACUGCAAGACGCUCGCACCUACCUGGGAGGACCUCGCUGCCACAUUCUCCAACGACAAGAACGUCGUUAUUGCCAAGGUCGAUGCUGAAGCUCCCAACAGCAAGGCCACCGCCGAGGAUCAGGGUGUCAAGUCCUAUCCCACCAUCAAGUGGUUCCCUGCUGGUAGCAAGGAGCCCGUCGCCUACGAGAGCGGGCGCACAGAGCAGGCCUUUGUUGACUGGAUCAACGAGAAGGCAGGAACUCACCGCGUUGUUGGUGGCGGUCUUGACAACAUUGCUGGUACCGUUGAGUCUCUGGACACCCUCGUGGCCAAGAUCACCGGUGGUGCUGCCAUUGCUGAGGUUGCUGCCGAGGUCAAGAAGGAGGUCGAAGGCCUCACCGACGCUGCCCAGAAGACCUACGCCGAGUACUACGUUCGUGUCUUUGAUAAGCUGAGCGCCAACAACGACUGGGUUUCUAAGGAGCUUGGUCGUCUGGAUGGUAUUCUUGCUAAGGGCGGAUUGGCUCCUUCGAAGCGCGACCAGAUCCAGCAGAAGACCAACGUCCUUCGCAAGUUUGUACAGAAGAAGGCCGAGGAGAAGGUCGAGCAGGUUAAGGAGAAGAUCGAGGAGGUCAAGGACGAGUUGUAA
This is a messenger RNA of Fusarium poae, 1143 nucleotides long. It is a transcript of the gene ERP38, whose product is annotated as Protein disulfide-isomerase erp38. Lineage: Eukaryota; Fungi; Ascomycota; Sordariomycetes; Hypocreales; Nectriaceae. The coding region runs from base 1 to 1143 and encodes 380 amino acids. Gene Ontology annotation, cellular component: endoplasmic reticulum. Gene Ontology annotation, molecular function: protein disulfide isomerase activity. The record is from RefSeq and is a predicted model, not a curated record. Gene Ontology annotation, biological process: protein folding. The transcript has 2 exons.